AUGAAACCCUGCGAGGUGAAUAUGCGCAUCCUCGCGUCUCUUCUCGAGCCAGCAUUAGCAACAACAGCGGCGUCACCUGCCACGCCGCCCACUGCAACACGGCAGGUGUCGCCAGCCACGUUGCCGGACACAGGAGGAGAGCCAGCAGAAGCCACAAGAGAAGAGGCGUCUCCACCUGCGUCACCAUCCACAGUACCAGUUGAACGACCAGCUGCACCACAAGUGGUUGCACCAGCCGCGUCACCUGCCACAACAGGAGUGGCCAAGGAGGCCACAACACAACUGGAGUCUCCAGCCGUAUUGCCAUCCACAACACAACUUGAACCAGCAGCUGCUACACACAUGGCAUCUCCCGCCACGUCCCCAUCUACAACACAUGUCUCAUCAGGCAUGACACAAGCAACGUCGGCAAAUACAAUUGAAGUGGCGUUGCCAGCCACAACAAGAGCAAUUCUUCGAGCCUCAUCGCCAUGCAAAACAGAAGUUACAUUACCAGCAGCCUAUCUAACCACAAAACGUGUAGCCUCAUUACCUUUAGAGCAGUUGGUGUCCAAAGCAUCGCCGUCAGCCUCCACACAAAUAGCAUCCGCCAUCCCCAUUGCCUGCUACAGGAUGCAUCCUAUCACCAGUCCUGUUGCCAGAUUCAGCACACGCUGUGCCACCAAUCCUGCUGCCCGAUUCAGCACACGCUGUGCCACCAGUCCUGCUGCCAGAUUCAGCACACACAGUGUCACCAGUCCUGCUGCCAGAUUCAGCACACACAGUGUCUCCAGUCCUUUUGCCAGAUUCAGCACACGCUGUGCCACCAGUCCUGCUGCCCGAUUCAGCACACGCUGUGCCACCAGUCCUGCUGUCAGAUUCAGCACACGCUGUGCCACCAGUCCUGCUGCCCGAUUCAGCACACGCUGUGCCACCAGUCCUGCUGUCCGAUUCAGCACAUGCAGUGUCACCAGUCCUGCCUCCAGAUUCAGCACACGCUGUGCCACCAGUCCUGCUGCCAGAUUCAGCACACGCAGUGUCACCAGUCCUGCUGCCAGAUACAACACGCGUUCUGUCACCAGUCCUGCUGCCAGCUACAACAUGAUUCGUGUCGCAAGAUUCUGA
Messenger RNA from Schistocerca serialis cubense, 1104 nucleotides. RefSeq names its product mucin-1-like. Bases 1 to 1104 code for a protein of 367 amino acids. NCBI's taxonomy places the organism in Eukaryota, Metazoa, Arthropoda, Insecta, Orthoptera, Acrididae. The record is from RefSeq and is a predicted model, not a curated record. The transcript is spliced from 2 exons.